Messenger RNA from Saccostrea cuccullata (small rock oyster), 813 nucleotides. RefSeq names its product lysosomal protective protein-like. Gene Ontology annotation, molecular function: serine-type carboxypeptidase activity. Lineage: Eukaryota; Metazoa; Mollusca; Bivalvia; Ostreida; Ostreidae. The record is from RefSeq and is a predicted model, not a curated record. Gene Ontology annotation, biological process: proteolysis. The coding region runs from base 121 to 798 and encodes 225 amino acids. The transcript is spliced from 5 exons.
GACCUAAGAGUCACAUGACAUUUCAAAACACGAGAUGCAAUCACAAGAAGUACUCAGGUGCAUGAGGAAGUAAAUAAAAGACAGCACACACUGAUACAGCGUAAUACAUUAUCACGCCCCAUGAUGUCCGUCCUAUAUCCGUUGCUUCUUAGCCUUCUUUCCAUUCUAACUGUUGUUUAUGGGGCUCCAUCAGAAGAUCUGAUAGUUGCACUGCCAGGAUUGAAGAACCCUCUUCCAUGGAAACAAUACUCAGGAUACUUGAAUGGAACAGAGAAGAAACACCUUCAUUACUGGUACUUGGAGUCUUCCAGUCCAACCCAAGCAUCAGACCCUGUUGUGUUGUGGAUGAAUGGAGGACCAGGAUGUAGUUCUGAUCUAGGACUUCUGUCAGAGCACGGGCCGUUCAGGGUUGCUCCAGAUGGGGAAACAUUGACAUUGAAUCCAUACAGCUGGAAUAAGGUUGCCAACAUGCUGUAUUUAGAGGCACCAGCUGGAGUGGGCUUCUCCUACGCUGAUGAUAAAGAGUACAAAACAGAUGAUGACCAGGUCUCCCUUGAUAAUUAUUUUGCUCUGAAAGAUUUCUUCAGCAAAUUUCCAGAAUUGGCCAAAAAUGAUUUUUUCAUAACCGGUGAAAGUUAUGGUGGAAUUUAUGUACCAACCCUUUCCCAGCGAGUUAUUAAGGACCCCGGUAUAAACUUCAAGGGAUUCGCUGUGGGUAACGGAUUGUCGGACUAUGGAAUGAACACAGACUCCCUCAUAUAUUUUGCCUAUAAUCAUGGAUUGAUUGGACAAAAGUGAGUUUUUGAUUUGGCA